Messenger RNA from Cyclopterus lumpus (lumpfish), 3124 nucleotides. RefSeq names its product zinc finger FYVE domain-containing protein 1. Gene Ontology annotation, molecular function: metal ion binding. NCBI's taxonomy places the organism in Eukaryota, Metazoa, Chordata, Actinopteri, Perciformes, Cyclopteridae. The record is from RefSeq and is a predicted model, not a curated record.
CACACGCGCUGUUGUUGUGAUUGACAGACGGAAGAGAGAGAUGAGAGAGGGGAAGGAGAGGAGUCAUGUUGAACUUUCGUUUUCGUUUUAGGUCAUUAAACCCGGCGAUGUCCGAAAUACUCAUGAAAGAAAUGGAGAGUAUCUCGAUCGGUCCGGCGAAGGCGGAGGAGACUCCGGACGGUGGGCGGAGCUUUCCUGCUGGUGGACGAACAAGAAACCUGCAGGUCCACGAUGAGACCGAGUUCGUGGACCAGCUCGGCUGCGGUGACGUGGCGGGCGUCAAGGUGCUCUCCAUCUUCGGCAACACCGGCGACGGCAAGUCCCACACCCUCAACCACAUCCUGUUCGGCGUGCGAACCGUGUUCUACACCUCCAAGUCGCCCAGCUCCUGCAGUGGGGUGUGGGCCGCGUACGACCCCGUCCUCGGCCUGGUCUCCCUGGAUACCGAGGGCCUGUUGGGGGCCGCGGCCAACCAGAACCAGAGAAUGCGGCUGCUGCUAAAGGUCUUGGCGGUGUCUGACAUUGUGGUCUAUCGCACGCGGGGGCGCCUCCACAACGACAUGUUCCAGUUCCUGGGCAACGCCUCGGGGGCCUACCUGAAGCACUUCACCCCGGAGCUCAGGGCCCUCUCCAGCCGCUGCGGUCUGGACGUGCCCCUCUCCUUCUCUCGGGCCGGCUGUAUCGUCUUCCAGGAAACGACGCACACCCAGUUACUCGGUCACGAUUCUAAGGGGACGGGCCAAGCCGACACGCUGCUCCAGAAGCGGUUCCACGAUCUGGGAUUGGGGACCGAGGCCUUCAGCUCGGUGCAGUACGUCGGCACCCAGACCAUCACGCCUCCCACCGACUACAGGCCGCUGCUGGAGGCCGUCAGGCAGCAGGUGAAGAACACUCACACGCGCUCCCCCCGCCAGCCCGGGGAUCGUGUUUCACGCGCCUGGGAGGCCCUAAGUGAGCGUUUCUGUGGAGAACUGUCCGACGAUAAGAUGACCCCCCACUCUUUCUUCCCAGACGAGUACUUCACCUGCUCGGCUUUCUGCCUCAGCUGCAACAUUCGCUGCAAAAACGGAAUGAACCAUCUGAGAGACAGGGUGCCCCACAUGGCAGAUGGACUGUGCCAGUAUGUCCACCAGUACAACAACAAGGUCCUCAUCUGUAAGAGGUGCUAUGAAGGAGGCAGAGAGGUGAUUGUUUUGCCCAAGAGACGUCCUGCUUCCACUGACAACCCAUGGUUUGGACUGGCCAAGUAUGCCUGGUCAGGCUUUGUGUUGGAGUGCGCUAGCUGUGGUGUAAUCUACCGCAGCAGACAGUACUGGACGGGAAACCAGGACCCCGAGAGCGGCGUGGUGCGAUCUGAAAUCAAACAUGUCUGGGAAGGGUCGGACACCUUUCUGACCAACCACCAGAACGCUGCCCAGAGGGUCCUGGAUGGGGAUGAACUACGUGAUCCAGUCCGUGACCGUGAGUACAGCACGGGGCCCACCAAGGCGGUCGCCGCCUGGGUCACCGAUCAGGUGGCGCCGCCGUACUGGAGACCCAACACCGAGAUCACCGCCUGUCAUAGCUGUCGGAAACUAUUCGAGGAGGCGGAGAGGAAGCACCACUGCCGGUCGUGCGGCGAGGGUUUCUGCCACCCGUGCUCCAGCCACAGGAUGCCGGUGCCCGAGAGGGGCUGGGGCAGCGGCCCCGUCAGGGUGUGCAAGGCCUGCUACCAACAGGGGGGGCCAGUGGACACCACCAGCAGCCAGGUGUGCAAGGUGGACCCUCGCGGGCUGAUAGCUCGCCGAGUGACCGAGGUGGCCCAGUCCACGCUGGACAUGGUCACCACAGCGGUGGACUACCCUCUCUGUUUCGUGAAGGAUGUGGCUCGGCCGGACUACUGGGUGCCGGACCAGGACAUCGCCCAGUGCCACCAGUGCUCCAAAACCUUCACCCCGGCCAUGUCCAAGCACCACUGCAGGGCCUGUGGACAGGGCGUGUGCGGCCCGUGCUCCACCCGCGUCAAGCCCGUGCCCUCCCGAGGCUGGGACCACCCGGUCCGAGUGUGUGACGGCUGCCACGCCCGCCAGGACAGUCUGUGAGGUUUUUAAAAAAAAAAACUGAUCCACAACAAAACGCCGUGAAUCCCGGCGUGCGCCCGCUGCUCCGGCAGAACGACGAGGAUUCCACCAUGCGGUUUUUUAGCGUGAAAAGGACCCCACAAAGUACCAUGUCUGGUUUUUAAUCGGUGCUGACUUAGGAUCAGCUUUCCCCGUCUCGUCUGCCUUCCUUGGCCAAACUGACUCUGCAGCGGUUGCUAGGUAACAUAGACUGGACAAACUGGAUUUUGACUGACUGGAAAAUCUAGAAAAAAUAAUGGGACGACGCGCAUCUCCUCUCACUUCCCGUACUCUCGACCGUCGUCUAUCUUCCUUUGCAGCACGCGACCCAUUUUCCAUUUUUUAACCAGUUUGUUUGCUGAAAAUGUAAAAAAAACAACAACAAAAAAACAGAUGAUGCUCUGGGAAUAGUGAGUCGGGGGAGGGGUUAAAGUGGGGGCUCUUUUCCAUCUCUCUCUCUUGGAGAUCUGCAGCAAAGCGUGCCUUUUCAUCUCCAUGCCCACUUCCGUUAGCUCCUGAGGUUUGUUUUUAGGGGAUUCUUUUCCCUGCGUGAGAUUAAAUGUGCCUGAUUAUGGAGCGGUGUAAUAUGGAUGGGAAGAGAAAACCUUUAGCACAACACAUUAUAAGCAUUCCAAUGUAUGGAAAUACCUGUGUACUGAUGUAGAGUGACCCACCCGCUGUGAGGUUAUUGUAAAAAAUAUAUAUAAACUAUAAACACGGGCACUCUGUUGAGCCACUGAUGCUGCAGAAAGCUCUCUUAAUAUAUUGAAUGCACCUGCACUAGACUCGACAAUUGAGAUGUUUACUUUUUUUUUAAACAAGCUCAAAUCACUCUCGUUGUUUAUGGAAAUGUGUACUGUUUAACCUACUGGAUAAAGGUAUGCAAUUAAUCUCUGUCUAGAAAUGAUCGAUUCAAAUUUUAGAGAUGUUUUUUUUUCAGAAAUAUGUGGAAAUUGAAGCAUCUUGAUUUUUCCUUUUUCGUUUCUUAAAUCAGGCUUGUUCAAAUAAAGAAAAACAAAGGAAGA